AUAAAGUGUGCGUGAAUUUGCGUGUGCGUGAAGGAUAAAAGCAAAACAAUGUAAAUCGUGGCUAGCUGGGUGACUUCAGUUGUGAUGAAAUUGGAAAACGAAAACGGCAAACGCCCAAAAGUGAGCUUUCGUGGUUAGUGAGCAAAACUCCCGACAAGAAUUCAAACCAAACAACCGAAUCAAUUCACCGCCAAAAGUGCCCACCCGUGAAAAAUUGGGAAAUAACCCGCGUUCCUAAACGCGUCUGAUAAGUUAACAGGCACACAUGGGCACACAGCAGCCCCGGUGCCAGCUGCCCCUCAACCGUGAAAGGAUACGGUGAGCCAAUUUUAUAAGCACAUCGUGCCGUCGUGCCUCCAGCAGCAGCAGCAGCAGCAGCAAACGUAAUGUGUUCCAAUGCGCUAAACCAUGGAAAUGGUGCGGGCGGAUGGGAAUGAAAAAUUAUGUCCUGCACCCCGGGGGGCGGUAACGGUGGAAACGGUGCGCGCGGUUGGGAAUGAUUGCUAGUAGGUCGAGCCUCCACGUGUGAUGCUGCUAUUUCUAUUAGUGUUGGUGUGUGAAAGUGUGUUAAAAAAAGUUGUGCACAAGUGUUAGAUUAUGCGUGUGAGAUGCUAAGAAGUGCGCUCUUCAACGUACCAAAAUAUCACCAUUCUAGAGGCAACGAGAGAUUGUAUAUAAUUAGACCGGACAAAUAUUAUCAUUUUGUUGAUCGAAAGCAACAAAACCAAACAAAGAGUGAACUAUCAAAAGUGCAUUUAACAGCAACGUAUCAGCAUCACUGCCAAGACCAAGACAAACGAGCGUCGGCAAACGUGUUAAAGUUUUCUGCUUCCAACGAUUGUCCCACGCAAUGCUGCCUGAACCAACCUCGAACCCCUACCGCUGUCCGUGUUCGGUGCGGCCAAAGACCGUCCACAUCCGGGUGAGCGGUUGCCGUGCGUGCAACACCAACCGAAACCGAGUUGCGCAAUCAAAUUAACCCACUAAACACUGACGCCACUCCCCCAACAACCCGACCGGAUGUGGGAUCGGUUCGCGGUGCACCAGAAACGACAGCCGCAAAACGGAAGCAGCAGCCCGUACAGCCUCAGUGGUGCCUCAGUGUCAAGCGUGAACGAUGCGCAAAAGCCCGAACAGCCUGUCGCCCAUUGCGAUCCUACCGAACACGCCGCCGCCGGCGCGUAUCUUCGCCCAGCCGGAAACACCCACGACACCGCUAACGGAUGGCGCCCACUCGCCGACCGAACCGAACGGGGGGCGCCCGGUGGUGGUCGAGCUGCCGACGCCGCUCGCGCGCCCGUCUUCCAUCCGCAGCGGUUCCGGGUCGGGGCCACAGCUACGCUUCAGCAGCCUGCUCGAUCCGGGCGACAUUACGCCCAUCACGUCGCCCCUGCCGAGCGUCACGUCCGGCAUGGCGGACGGGUCGAUCUACACAAUCUUCGGCGGGGAAGGCUCGAGCGUUGGGCGGCGCCGCAGCUCCCAGCUCCUGCCCAACAGUGCCAGCAAUGGUAGUGCCACCAGUGCCACACCGGCAUCGGCCGGCGCCGGUUUGCUGCCGACGACCAACGGGUCUGCCGUGAACUGUAGCAGUAUUAGCACGAGCCUCAGCCAGCCCGCCUCGGCUACCAGUGUCAGUGCCUCCCAAGCCAACAGUGCCAGCGCCAAGUCGCGCUCCCGCCGCUCGUCCGAGCUGUCGCAGCAGAACUCGAUGAAGUCGCACGCGUCCGCCGGCUCGCGCAAACGCAGCUCCCAGGCUCACAUCGAGCUGAACGGGCCGCCGGUUCGCGAUCGGCCGCGCUGUCUCAAGUCGUCGUUCUUGAGGCGCAAGUGCAAAGAGUACGCAGAUGAUGACGACGCUACAACCUCGGGCAUAACGCUGGAUGAUUCCGAUAAACGCGUGAUACGGCUGAACGAACCACAGGUUCAAAAGUACUGUAACAAUCAUAUCUCUACCGCUAAAUAUAGUGUCCUUAGUUUUCUACCUUCGUUCCUGUUCGAGCAGUUCCGGCGGUACUCGAACUGCUUCUUUCUGUUGAUCGCACUGCUGCAGCAGAUACCGGACGUGUCGCCUACUGGUCGGUACACCACGCUCGUGCCGCUGAUGUUUAUACUUGCGGUGAGCGCAAUCAAGGAAAUCGUCGAAGACAUCAAGCGGCACCGGGCGGACGAUGAGAUCAACCACCGCCUGAUCGAGGUACUGCAGAAUGGCCAGUGGCACACGAUCAAGUGGCAGGAGCUGUCGGUCGGCGACAUCGUCAAGGUACUCAACAACACCUUCUUCCCGGCCGACCUGGUGCUGCUGUCCUCCAGCGAGCCGCAGGGCAUGUCCUUCAUCGAGACGUCCAACCUAGACGGCGAGACGAACCUGAAGAUCCGGCAGGGCGUACCGACCACCAGCCGGAUCCUGGAGACGAAGGACUUUAGCCAGUUUCGCGGGACGCUCGAGAGCGAACCACCGAACCGGCAUCUGUACGAGUUCAAUGGCGUGCUGAAGGAGCAUGACAAACAAGCGGUUGGCCUCGGACCGGAUCAGCUGUUACUGCGAGGUGCCAUGCUACGUAACACCGCCUGGAUAUUCGGCAUCGUUAUCUACACCGGUCACGAUACGAAACUUAUGCGAAACUCUACCUCAGCGCCGUUGAAGCGCUCAACCGUUGACAGACUGACAAACACGCAAAUUCUAAUGUUAUUUAUCAUUCUGAUCAUUCUGUGUAUCGUGAGUUGCAUUUUCAACCAACUUUGGACGAAAAGACAUUUUCAAACGGACUGGUACUUAGGCAUCGGCAAUCUUUUGAACAAAAACUUCGCCUACAAUCUGCUUACGUUUAUUAUUCUGUACAACAAUUUGAUUCCCAUAUCGCUGCAAGUUACGUUAGAGCUGGUACGGUUUCUACAGGCAAUCUUCAUCAACAUGGACAUCGAUAUGUACCACGCGGAAUCGGACACACCGGCAAUGGCGCGCACCUCCAACCUGAACGAAGAGCUCGGCAUGGUGAAGUACGUGUUCUCGGACAAAACUGGCACGCUGACGCGGAACGUGAUGGAGUUUAAGAAGUGCAGUGUGGCGGGCUCGAUAUACUCGAUCGAGGACACGCCGGCCCAGUCGCGAUUGGUACAGAACAUCCUCAACAACCAUCGCACGGCGCCUACAUUGCGCGAAUUUCUCACGCUGAUGGCGAUCUGCCACACGGUCAUCCCGGAGAAGCAGCCGGGCGACAGCAUGAACGAUAUCCAGUAUCACGCCGCCAGCCCGGACGAGCGGGCCCUGGUGUACGGGGCGAAGAAGUUCGGCUACGUGUUUUACACCCGCACGCCAACGUACGUCGAGAUCGAGGCGCUCGGCGUGCAGGAACGGUUCGAGAUACUUAACGUGCUGGAGUUCACCUCCACCCGCAAGCGCAUGUCGGUGAUCGCGCGCAACUCGAAGAGCGAAAUCAAGCUGUACUGCAAGGGUGCGGAUACGGUCAUCUACGAGCGGCUCGCACCGGAGGGUGUCGCGUACCGCGAGUCCACCCUGAGCCACCUGGAGGAGUUCGCGACGGAGGGGCUGCGCACGCUCUGCUGCGCCGUGUCCGACAUCCCGGACGAUGUGUACGAAGACUGGAAGCAUACGUACCACAAAGCGUCCACCUCGCUGCAGUACCGCGAGCAGAAGGUGGAAGAUGCGGCCAACCUGAUCGAAACGAACCUGCGCCUGCUCGGUGCGACGGCGAUCGAGGAUAAGCUGCAGGACGGUGUGCCCGAAACGAUAGCGUCGCUGCUGGAAGCGAAGAUCAACGUGUGGGUGCUUACCGGCGACAAGCAGGAGACGGCCAUCAACAUCGGCUACUCCUGCCAGCUGCUGUCCCAUUCGAUGGAUUUGAUUUUAUUGAAUCAGGAUUGUUUGGAUAACACGCGCAGCUGCAUACUGGAGCACACCUCCAAUGGGCGGUUUGAUAAUGUGGGCCGCAAGGAUGCCGCACUGAUCGUGGACGGCAAAACGCUUAAGUACGCGCUCAGCUGCGAUUUGCGGCGCGAAUUUCUGGACCUGUGCAUCUCGUGCAAGGUCGUGAUCUGUUGCCGCGUGUCGCCAAUCCAGAAGGCGGAAAUGGUGGACCUGGUGACGAUCAGCACAAAAUCGGUCACGUUAGCGAUCGGGGACGGUGCGAACGAUGUCGCCAUGAUACAGAAGGCGAACGUGGGCGUCGGCAUCUCCGGUGUGGAAGGUUUGCAGGCGGCCUGCGCGUCCGACUAUUCAAUUGCGCAGUUCAGCUACCUGCGAAAGCUGCUGCUGGUGCAUGGGGCCUGGAACUACAGCCGUAUGUGCAAGCUGAUCCUGUACAGCUUCUACAAAAACAUCUGCCUAUACGUGAUAGAGCUUUGGUUCGCGAUUUAUUCUGGAUGGUCCGGUCAAAUAUUGUUCGAACGAUGGACAAUCGGUUUAUACAACGUGUUUUUUACUGCGCUACCACCCUUCGCUAUGGGACUGUUCGAUAAAGUGACAUCGGCGGAACAGAUGCUAAAAGAACCAAGACUUUACGCGCCGUCGCAAAAUGCCAAACUGUUUAACGUCAAAGUGUUUUGGCGCUGUAUCAUUAACGCGCUGUUCCAUUCGAUGAUACUGUUUUGGUUGUCGUACAAGAUCUACGAAAAGGAUGUCAUCUGGAAGAACGGACGCGAUGGUGGAUAUUUAGUGUUAGGCAACAUAGUUUACACGUACGUAGUCGUGACGGUGUGCUUGAAGGCGGGUCUUCUUACCAACUCGUGGACCUGGUUGACCCAUUGUUCUAUUUGGGGCUCGAUACUGCUAUGGUUUAUAUUUAUAUUCAUUUACAGCAACAUUUGGCCAGCAUUACCGGUGGGUGCGGUUUUCACGGGCAUGGACGAUAUGGUCUUUACGACGCCUGUGUUCUGGGCUGGACUACUGUUAAUUCCACUAUCCGCACUGCUUUUCGACGUGUCUUGGAACGCGUACAGAAACUCUAGAAAGGAUAAUAUACUAACACCACCACUGAAGGAAUCCAGAUCUUCACGGGUACGCCUUCUCCCAGGAGGAAGGUGGUUCGGUGACGCAAACGGACGUCAUCCGGGCGUACGACACGAACCUGCCAAAGCCGGACGGCAACUGAGCGUGUCGCGGAUGCGCGUACUGCUACGACAGCUACUUUACCGUCUGCUGAGAAGGCGCUACUUCCGGUCGCUGCCGCAACCCACCGCGUACCAUCGGUUCCGGUGCCGCCGGCCGGGCCAGCAGCGCUCAUCGUUCGUCGCUGUAUCGGUGUAACCGGUAUUCGAGGUGAUGUGUAUAGUAUAAAGGAUAGUGUGAGUGAGUGUGUAUUCCGUUUAUUUUCCCCAUUUUUGGCCAAAUUACUGUUUCCCAUUUCCGCACUUCCCGUCUCACGGGCAGGAAAAUGGGGAACGACGUUCAAAGGAGGGAUAUAAAAUAUUCAAACAAACAAAAAAUGAAGAAAACAAAAAAUCAGGCAACACACUAUUUACAAACACGAUGUUAUGCAAACUAUAACAGCCAACAAAACACAAAAAAGGGAAUAAGUAAUAGAGACAUGGUUCAGCCCUCUUAUUAGAAAGCAAAAACAAAAACAAAAGUUAUAUUUUUCACUGUCGCAACGACACGCAACAAUUGACAUAAUAUAGAUGGAUGGUGUACAAUAUGUAUGUGAGUGUUUGUGUGUAUAAUGAUUGUGUUAUAUAUGUGUGUGUGUGUGUUUGUAAUGUUAAAGUACGACAGCAACCAUAUUUGUGAGCACACACAUCCACACACAUCCGCAUAGUGCUAAUGGCAGAUAACGAAAAGAAUUAAAACAUAAACGAAUGGCCACUAUUCGUUAGCUUUAAGACACAGGGUACAUCUAGUAUAUACUUAUAAAUGGUUAGACUUUAGCAGACUUAAGCCGCGCCUGGAAACGGAAAGCCCUGGUGUGCUGUCCCGUUGCGGUAGAGAAAGGUAACGGAUUAUCAACUAUAAAUUAUCACACUUUUUACCCCUUUUACUACAUUUGCUUUGUGAUGUACUAAAUUCUUUUUCCCUAUAUUUUUAAUUGUUGUUGUUUCUUCUGUUUGUAUUGUUUUACAAAGUUUGCAUUUUUUUCGUUCUUAUUUCUUCAGACUUAUUUUUGAUUGACUUUUAUUCUAUCCCAGUCACAUAUUGUUUGAUUAGCUCAUCUUAACUAUCGAUGUUAAAAUAAUGAAAAAAUAACAUUAGCAUUGAGCAACCAAUUCGUCAAGAUAGAGCUGAAACAAAAAAAAACAUGUUUAUAAUAAAACGCACAUACAUCUGAAAGCUAUCAGCUGUUUCGUUCACCUCAAUCCCUUUGAAACGAACAACAUUUACUAAGUACCAGUGAAUUAGUACUUCAUGAAAUUUUGACAAUUGCAUCGACCGUUCGCGAUGCGAUCGAAGCUGUCAGUUGUCUUGAAAUGGCGUCGCUUACUUUGUCAUGUCAUGAGAACAUGUGCUCUAAUGACCGUAUACUUAGUGCUUGUUUUAAGUGCCACACAAGUGUAACAACAGCUUGAACCUAACCCAAGGUAUAACAUCGAAUGAAAUAAGGAGCGCUGGUAUGAAAUUUUGCAAAAAGGGCUACUAUUUUUCUAUUACACAUUUCCCUAUAACCAACAACAAUAGCAUUUGGAUUUUUUUAACAACCAUUUUAACAGAAAGUUAUUAUCAUAAAACCCACCUUUUCAACAUAAGAACAUAUCAGAUAGCUUGAUUUAAUUUGAAUGUUUGAACUAUUUCACAAAUCUGUUGCUAGUUUUUUUUUGUUUAUUUCAAUUGCAAGUUUAAAUUGAUUCGAGCACAAUAUUAAACAACAGACAUACUCUUGAAAUGACGCUUUUUGAAAAAAAAAAACAUGAAUAAUGGUAAAGAUGUGGAAAAUUUUUGCAAGGAUUUGAAUGUAAUAACUUUGUAACCAAACUUCAGUGUCUUUUUUUCACGUGUUGUGAGCGCGACGAAUAAGAGCGCAAAUGGCGACGAAUAAGAGUAAGGAAAUGGAAGAACAAAACCGCUAGCAUAUAAGCAAACGAUAGUAUUACUGUACUUUAUUUAUGUAUAACAUUUCCCUCUAUCUCUCUCUUUCUCUUGCUCUAUUUUUAUCUUGAAAACUCUAAAACUAACUGAAAGACAAAUCGAUCCAGACGUGCCCAAAGGCAAGAUAGUCCGCGGUAGUAGUACAUUUUUGGCUAGCAAAUCGAUUAAUGGAAACAACAAAAUGGGUUUUGGCUAACAAAAUAAUGGAUGAUGGAAUUAACGAAAAAAGCGUUUAAAUGAUUCCAACCACUAACAACCAAAACGCUAACAUGGUAUUGUCAUAUUUUUUAAAUCUGCAAGUAAAAGUUAACAAAAACCGUUACAAAACAAAUUACAGUUUAUAUAUGAUAUUGAAUUUAAUCUAGUGCAGUGUUCUAGUGUGGCAAAUGGCGUGAAGUGAUGAACAAAAAUCAGUAGCAGGCAGAGAAGUAAGCAACCAAACCACUCCCUAUCUACAGCAAUGUGCACCUCUCUCAACUUAUCCAUAGGAUCAUAGAAUUGAUUACAAUUUCUUUUCAACCACUACAAAAGACGAUAGCUCUCAAACAAACAACAAUAGUGUCGCGAUAAAACUAGUGAGUGGCCGAUUGAUCGGCACAAGCUUCUAGUAACUUCAAACCUAACUAGAUAACAACUAAAGUAAAUAUUUCCGGAGCUUGUAACUGUGGCAAAGAGAACUGGCCCUCAGCUACCACUACAAAACUUAACUACCAAAGAGACCAAAGAAAGGGUGACGCUGCAUCUUUGAUGUGUCGGCUGAAGUGUCGAACCUAUUCUCUAACUUUGUGGCCGAGUAACGAGUGUUUGCAGAAAUAAAGGAAAAACAAUCACGAAUUAUACUUAAUUUUA
Anopheles coluzzii is the source of this 7882-nucleotide messenger RNA. It is a transcript of the gene ATP8A, whose product is annotated as probable phospholipid-transporting ATPase IA. Gene Ontology annotation, cellular component: plasma membrane. Bases 1118 to 5263 code for a protein of 1381 amino acids. The transcript is spliced from 17 exons. NCBI's taxonomy places the organism in Eukaryota, Metazoa, Arthropoda, Insecta, Diptera, Culicidae. The record is from RefSeq and is a predicted model, not a curated record. Gene Ontology annotation, molecular function: ATPase-coupled intramembrane lipid carrier activity; magnesium ion binding; ATP hydrolysis activity. Gene Ontology annotation, biological process: phospholipid translocation.